AUGAUACUUUCUGUUUUGUCGAGCCCUGCUUUGGUCUCUGGUUUGAUGGUUGCACGUGCUAAAAAUCCGGUACAUUCCGUUUUGUUUCCCAUCCCAGUCUUUCGCGACACUUCAGGUUUACUUCUUUUGUUAGGUCUCGACUUCUCCGCUAUGAUCUUCCCAGUAGUUCAUAUAGGAGCUAUAGCCGUAUCAUUCCUAUUCGUUGUUAUGAUGUUCCAUAUUCAAAUAGCGGAGAUUCACGAAGAAGUAUUGCGCUAUUUACCAGUGAGUGGUAUUAUUGGACUGAUCCUUUGGUGGGAAAUGUUCUUCAUUUUAGAUAAUGAAACCAUUCCAUUACUACCAACCCAAAUAAAUACGAACUCUCUUAUAUAUACGGUUUAUGCCGGAAAGGUACGAAGUUGGACUAAUUUGGAAACAUUGGGCAAUUUACUUUAUACCUACUAUUUCGUCUGGUUUUUGGUUCCUAGUCUAAUUUUAUUAGUUGCCAUGAUAGGGGCUAUAGUACUUACUAUGCAUAGGACUACUCAGGUAAAAAGACAGGAUGUUUUCCGACGAAAUGCUAUUGAUUUUAGGAGGACUAUAAUGAGGAGGACGACAGACCCACUCACGAUCGACUAA
Vigna angularis (adzuki bean) is the source of this 618-nucleotide messenger RNA. The record is from the annotation of a RefSeq genome assembly. NCBI's taxonomy places the organism in Eukaryota, Viridiplantae, Streptophyta, Magnoliopsida, Fabales, Fabaceae.